AUGGAUCGUCUUCCAGUUGAAGUAAUCGGCAACAUUCUAUCCCAUCUUCGGGCUGCUAGAGACGUAGUAAUCGCUUCAACAACAUGUAAGAAAUGGCGGGAAGCGUGUUUAAAACAUCUUCAUAUGCUUUCUUUCAAUUCAGACGACUGGCCCGUCUUUCGUGAUCUAACAACGAGCAGGCUCGAGAUACUCAUCACGCAAACCGUGUUCCAAACCACAGGGUUACAAGGUUUGUCCAUAUUAAUGGAUGGAGUUGACGAGUUUUCGGCUUCUGCAGUUAUUGCUUGGUUAAUGUACACUAGAGAGACGUUGCGCUGCUUGUUUUACAACGUUCGCACAACGCCAAAUGUCAACAUUCUUGACAUUUGCGCGCGACAGAAGCUUGAACUACUUGUUUUGGCGCAUAAUUCGAUCAAUGGGGUUGACCCGAAUUAUCAAAGAUUCACUUUCUUGAAGUCACUUUCUUUAAGUUACGUUAGCAUUUCGUCGUUGGAUCUUAACUUGUUACUUGCAGCCUGUCCAAACAUUGAGUCUUUGGGCCUUGUAAGUCCGGAGAUAGCGAUCACUGACGCGCAAGUAACAGUCGAAUUAACGAGCCAAACGUUGAAGAAGGUGUAUAUUGAAGCUAUAAGUCUAGACAAGUUUACUCUAGAAGCUGAUAAUCUUGUGAAACUACAUUUAAAAGAUUGUGCACUAGAGCUUUUUGAGCUUAUUGGAAAGGGUACUUUGAAGCAUUUUAAGAUGGAUGAUGUUAGCAUUCUACAUCUUGACAUUAUUGACCCUAUGGAUGAUCUAGAAACCAUUGAUGUUAACAAUUUUACCAUCAUAUGGUCUAAGUUCUAUCAGAUAAUAUCAAAGUCUUGCAAGUUGAAACGGCUUCGGUUAUGGAAUGUGGUGUUUGAUGACGACGUUGACUUUGUUGACUUGGAGUCGAUCGCGUUAUGUUUCCCUGAAUUAAACUAUCUUGCAUUGAGUUAUGAGUUGAGAGAUGAGUUGAAAGAGGGUGUGCUUCAUUAUUGUUUGCAAGGUUCGUCGUUGAUGAAGAAUGUGACGGUUUUGGAUCUUGGAUGGACUGUUCUUGAUGAGCAUUUUUCGGAUUGGGUCGGGUGUUUGCUAGAAAGAUGUCGGAAUCUUAAAAAGAUAACGAUUCAUGGUGUUGUUUCCGAGUCUAAAACACAUGUAGAGUGUCAUAUGUUGGCUAGUUUUACUUCGUCGAUUGUUCGACUUAUGAGACGAUACAUUCAUGUCGAUGUUCAGUUUGUAUAUGAAUAA
This is a messenger RNA of Helianthus annuus (common sunflower), 1272 nucleotides long. Its product is annotated as F-box/LRR-repeat protein At1g67190. The transcript has a single exon. The record is from RefSeq and is a predicted model, not a curated record. The coding region runs from base 1 to 1272 and encodes 423 amino acids. Gene Ontology annotation, molecular function: protein binding. NCBI's taxonomy places the organism in Eukaryota, Viridiplantae, Streptophyta, Magnoliopsida, Asterales, Asteraceae.